Molecule: messenger RNA, 760 nt
Organism: Pelobates fuscus (common spadefoot toad)
Lineage: Eukaryota; Metazoa; Chordata; Amphibia; Anura; Pelobatidae
Product: uroplakin-2-like
Exons: 5
Coding region: 30-659 (209 amino acids)
Source: RefSeq, a predicted model, not a curated record
UUGUUAGACUGAUCUGGUCCAUUGCAAAAAUGAGACCCCGAUCUUUUUGGAUGAGAUGCAUUCAUGUCACGUUUAUGAUAAAUAUGCUAAACUGUGUUCCUAUGCUUCUGCCAAAUUAUGAAGUUUCCCAGUAUGCUGGAGGGCUGCAGUUGUCUACAAUGUUCUACCUACGUCCAGCUUACUGCCUAUAUGAAGAAUGGACCAAUAAGGUAGUAAAUCCAUCUGUAGCUGUCCGAGAAACUUCAACCAUUACUGUGCAAGUACAGACUGACGGUGACAACAGUACAUAUGCCCUUCCAUCUGGAUUCAUUGUCCCACAGUGUAGACCAUUGUUUGCUGAUCUUCAAUCGACAGGACCAGAUGCUUAUUCGGCUGGACCAUAUAUUAACACCCUUGACAAAAGUCGUGUCCAAAGUAUACUGCCAGGGCAUGCUUACAAAUUCCGCUUUGUAUUACUGAAUGCUGCCAAAGCUGAAAUGGCUUACACCAAUUGGUCUCUGCCUUUUUACACUAGAGAUUUGCCACAAAGCCCCAGUGACAUGUAUGUCUCCUUAACUGGGCGUUCCGGGGGUAUGGUUGUAAUCACGGUACUUCUCAGCAUUGCCAUGUUUAUUCUCCUAGUUGGGCUUGCACUUGUUUUUGUUACAAGAAAACCCUAGUACUAUUUCACUAGCAUUUGACACUGUGACUUUAUUUGCAGCAUUCUGAAAUGCCUUUCACUUCUAUUAUAGAUGAUAGAAAGUUUGAAUGUCUUGUUGGU